Podarcis lilfordi (Lilford's wall lizard) is the source of this 3471-nucleotide messenger RNA. The record is from the annotation of a GenBank genome assembly. Lineage: Eukaryota; Metazoa; Chordata; Lepidosauria; Squamata; Lacertidae.
AUGGCUGAAGCCGUCCAUUACAUCCACCUCCAGAACUUCAGCAAGUCCCUCCUGGAGACGCUGAAUGGGCAGCGCCUGGGAGGGCAUUUCUGUGACGUGACAGUGCACAUCCAGGAGGCCACGCUGCGUGCUCACCGCUGUGUCUUGGCUGCCGGCAGCCCCUUCUUCCACGACAAGCUGCUGUUGGGCUACUCGGAGAUCGAGGUCCCGCCCGUGGUCCCCAGCCAGGUGGUCCGCCAGCUGGUGGAGUUCAUGUACAGCGGCUCCUUGGUGGUGGCCCAGUCAGAAGCGCUGCAGAUCCUCACGGCCGCCUCCAUCCUGCAGAUCAAGACGGUCAUUGACGAAUGCACCCAGAUCAUCUCUCAAAGCCGCAGCCCCAAGCCUCCCACUGCCCCGCCUCCGGUGCCCCUCUCCCUUCCCAGGGUCCUCCCGGCAAAGCCCCAAGAACAGCCGCCCAAAGAGGCCCUUGGCAGCGUCUCGCGGCCCGGGGACCUCGACGCUUCCCACCUGGAGCCCCCCAAACUGCUCUGCGCUUCGGAGGUGCGCUACAAGCUGCGUGACCUCCUCUCCUCCUCCCAGCACAGGGAGGCGAGGGCGGCCGCCUGCGAGGGGGGCAUAAGCGAUGGGGAGGCGGGGGCCCCGUACCUCCACCCCGCCGAGGCCACGCCCAGCUGCCACAGCCGCAAGCAGCGCCAGCCGGUGAGGCUUCAGCUGUCCGAGACAAUGCCUGUCAUCAUCAAGGACGAGGAGGAGGGGGUUGGUGGGGAAGGCCGGGAGGGGGUGGUGGUGGAAGAAGGGGAGGCCAAGCUUAGCUGCUUCCCUGAGUGUGGCGGGAGCGGAAGUUUCCCUGCCGGCUUCAGCGACGAGGCGGAAGCAAAGGAUUCUGGGAGUGCUGGCGGGGCUGGCAGGAAGGAGAGCCUCCACUUGGAUUACGCCACUGCCGAGGGCCAGGAUUUCUUUGGGAACCAGGAUGUCUUUUCGGAGUCCUUCAUCCCAUCCUGGCAGGGGGAGGAAAGCGGCGAAGAGGCAGCAGCUUCUGCCGCGCGGGACAGGGAGAAGUUCCACUCGGACUGCAGCUUGCAGGCUUCCAACCUGAGGAGCUUGGCGGGAGAGUUCAAACAGGACUUGGGCGGGCCCUCGGGUGCCGCCGCAGCCUUUCCACCCCGCAGCAAUAGCGGCAGUGGGGGCUUGACUUUUGUCUCCUCUCUGGGCAUCCAACGGGAGCUCAAGGCGGAGGUCAGCAGCGCCAGCACGGCCACCAGCACCACCAGCAUCUUCCAGUUCCACAUGCCCCAGCCGGCUGCGGUGGCCCAGGGCUUUUAUAGCAUCCAGGCGCAGCCGCCGCAGCAGCAGCAAGACGCCGGUGCCAGCAACAUGGUGCAGCUCAGCCCUGGUGCCAUGGUCACAGGCCCCCUGCAUGGCGCUGGAGAGCAGCAGAGCCAACAGCCCGGACCCUCGCGCUGCUCAGAGCCCUCCUACCAGUGUAGCCACUGCCAGAAAACCUUCAGUUCCCGCAAAAACUACACCAAGCACAUGUUCAUCCAUUCUGGUAAUGGGCACCAUGAGGCGGAGCUUCCUGGGAGGGUGUUGCUGGGGGUACGGUGGGGGUGAGGAACCCUUUUUCAUCUAGAGGGGAGUAUUCCCUUCCAGGAGAAACCUUCCAGGGGUUGGUUGGGCCAGAGGCCACUGUGGGCGGAGCCAUGAAUGCAAAUUGCACUUUGUACAGUAGGCUAGCUUGUACAGACACCUGGACCUCCACCCAGGGCAAGCCAGAGGCAAUAGGGUUCAAGGACACAUGCCAACCCCGAGGUUGCAGAAAUACAAUAUUCAGGGAAACAGCCUUAAAGAAGGAGGCAGCCCCUUCCUGCCCAAAAGCUCAGGAGAGUAGGUUCAGUGACUACAGAACGCUACCUUUGGGAGUCUGGGAUAAGUAGAAAAUGGGAGGGUGUCACUGGAAUCCUGAACAGCAGCCACCCAUGCUGCAACAUUUUGUUGCAGUCCUGGCUUACAGGAACUAUGUACCCAAGAGAGAUAAAUACAGACCUACACUUAGAUGCCAGAUAUAAAUUCACAUCGAGGCUAGCAUACAAUGCUUGGGCCAUUUGAUUCAUAGAUGAUGAUGAUGAUGAUAAAUUUUUUGUAUCCUGCCCAUCUGACUGGAUUGUCCCAGCCACUCUGGGAGGAUUCCAGCAUAAUACGUAAGAUACACAACAGAACAUCACAUAUUAAAAACUUCCAGAUACAGGCAGGGCCGGAUUUAGGUUUGAUGAGGCCCUAAACUACUGAAGGUAAUGGGGCCCUUUAUAUGUCCAGCUGUCCUUUGUCAACAACAAAUUGUCACUGUUUUUUGUGUUGAAUAUAUGCUAUACGGCGAUUUAUGGACCUAAUAGUUAUCUAAAGCCAUUUGCCACUGUUGCUGUAUGUAGGUAUUAUUAUUAUUUUUAUCUUAUAUUUUGGAAAUGUACACCCAGGGGUUUUUUCCUUUAAAUUUUUUGGGGCCCCCUGAGAGUGGGGCCCUAAGCUAUAGCUUAUAUGUAAAUCCGGCACUGGGCUGCCUUCAGAUAUCUUCUAAGUCAGAUAGUUGUUCAUUUCCUUGACAUUUGACAGGAGGGCAUUCCACAGGGCGGGUGCCACUGCCGAGAAGGCCAUCUGCCUGGUUCCCUGUAACUUCACUUCUUGCAAUGAGGGAACUGCCAAAGGCCCUCGAAGCUGGACCUCAGGGUCCUGGCUGAACGAUGGGGGUGGAGACGCUCCUUCAGGUAUACCAGGACCAAAGCCGUUUAGGGCAUCAUCCCCUAAGGAGGGAUGUCCCCCUCGGUCCAGCGCCACGGGGCAGUUUCUGGGUUCUAGCGUUGGGGGUUCGGUGUCCUCUCGGCUGACCCGCUGUGCUUUUCCCUCCCCGCGACAGGUGAGAAGCCCCACCAGUGCAGCAUCUGCUGGCGCUCCUUCUCCCUGCGGGACUACCUGCUGAAGCACAUGGUGACGCACACGGGGGUUCGGGCCUUCCAGUGCUCCAUCUGCUGCAAGCGCUUCACCCAGAAGAGCUCGCUCAACGUCCACAUGCGCACACACCGCCCAGAGCGCUUCCAGUGCUGCAUCUGCAACAAGUACUUCUCCCACCGCACGCUGCUGGAGCGCCACAUGACCACCCACACUGCCUGGAAGGGCGGGCAGACCGAUGCCCCCGGAGUCAUUGGGGUGGCCGCGGCCGCCGCCGACUGGAAAGAGAAGCCGAGCAUCGCCACCGCCGCCUCCUCUGCCGCCGAGGGGACUAUUGCCGUCACCGCCGCGGCGUGGAAAGCGGGGGAACCGUCUGCUGAGACGGCCAUUGCCGUGUGGAAAGCGGGGGAUCCGGUCCCUGGGGAGGGCAGUAUGGGGGCCUGGAAAGGGGAAGCGGCUGGUGAAGGACCGGCUGCAGCCUGGAAAGGGGACCCGACUUCAGAGGCAGCCAUGCAGCCUCACACAGCCUAA